GACAAGAUGAUGGAAUCCACCAACCUUAUCCCCCAAAGAACCAACCACCCAAUGCCUCUGAUCAAGAAAAUUAGGCAAAAGAGAAGGAAAAGGGUAGGAAAAAAGAUUUUAAAAUAAAAAAUAAAAAAAGAACAGAGAUGGCAACAGCCUUCCUAUCAACAGCAAACACAUUCCAUUCUUCCACACCUUCAUCUCCAUCUUCAUCUUCAUCUUCAUCUUCUUCCUAUUUUACACCUCCAUUGAUAAGAUCAAGAUUUGGUUGCCUUUAUUGCCAUAAUAACACUAAACGGCUGGUUAUCUGCAAGAGUAGUAGUGACCCACCUUCCAAAAUUCCAGCUUUAACCAAGAGAACCCUCUCAAUCUGCUUCAUUUCCAGUUUCAUUUUCCCUCUUGUGGGUCAGGGAUUUUCCGAUGCGAAUGCUGCGAUUCUUGAAGCUGAUGAUGAUGAAGAGCUGCUGGAGAAGGUGAAGAAGGAUAGAAAGAAAAGGCUCGAGAAGCAAGGGGUUAUCAGUUCUGCCAAUAAAGAAAAAGGAUACCUCCAGGAACUUGUGUACAAGCUGAGCAAAGUAGGCCAAGCCAUUGAUAAUAAUGACUUCUCAACAGCAAGUUCAGUUCUUGGGGGUAGUAGUGAUGCAGAUUGGGUUAAGAAAGCCAAUUCAGCCUUCAACAAGCUGAGUUCAAGUCCCGAAGAGAAAUCUGAAGUGGACGCUUUCAACUCCUCUUUAGCUUCAUUAAUCUCAUCAGUUACUAAGAACGAUGUUGAAUCCUCCAAAACUGCCUUCGUAGCAUCUGCUAGUGCAUUUGAGAAAUGGACAGCCUUGGCAGGGCUUGUUGGACAGCUGAAGGGCCUUUGAGUUGAAAAAACAACGAUCUGCAUCGAUCUCAUUUUAUUCUAAGAAUGACCAACUGUAUUUUUAGUCUCUCCACCUAUCUUUUCUUCUCCCAAAUCUUUGCAAUUAAAAGUCAAAGAAGCUGAUUUUUCUUGUCAUCUUCUCACUGAGUUUCUGGUGUCAAUGUUAUUGAACUUUGAAUGGAUAGAUUCCAUUGGUUAAUUUGAAUUUUAUUAGUGAUUAUCCACGAAA
This is a messenger RNA of Cucumis sativus (cucumber), 1082 nucleotides long. RefSeq names its product thylakoid lumenal 16.5 kDa protein, chloroplastic. NCBI's taxonomy places the organism in Eukaryota, Viridiplantae, Streptophyta, Magnoliopsida, Cucurbitales, Cucurbitaceae. The transcript is spliced from 4 exons. The coding region runs from base 138 to 854 and encodes 238 amino acids. Gene Ontology annotation, biological process: photosystem II repair. The record is from RefSeq and is a predicted model, not a curated record.